Gymnodraco acuticeps is the source of this 1841-nucleotide messenger RNA. It is a transcript of the gene aqp10b, whose product is annotated as aquaporin 10b. Lineage: Eukaryota; Metazoa; Chordata; Actinopteri; Perciformes; Bathydraconidae. The transcript has 8 exons. Gene Ontology annotation, cellular component: basolateral plasma membrane; plasma membrane. Gene Ontology annotation, molecular function: glycerol channel activity; water channel activity; urea transmembrane transporter activity. Bases 275 to 1666 code for a protein of 463 amino acids. The record is from RefSeq and is a predicted model, not a curated record. Gene Ontology annotation, biological process: water transport; glycerol transmembrane transport.
UGCUGAAAACCAGUCAGCUACAGUGUUUUUAGGUCAACUGAAAUGAGAAUGUAUGGAAGUUAUGCAUUUGAAAUGGUUUGGUUAAAAUGGUUUUAAAUGAAACCUUUCUAAACCUGCUUUUUCAUUGUGGUGAUGUACAGGAGGGCAUUUCGACAUGCAGCACGUUCUGUUCCUGUCAUGGCUUUGCUGUUUCUGCCAAGCGUAUAACAGACUUCAUCAUUUCAGCUCUUUCUUCACAGCUUGUUAUGGAUGACUGCUUCGGCCCCCUUAGUGAAUGUGUCAGCGUGACCUCCAUCAGAAAAGGUGUCUUUGUGAGGGGGGUGGAGAUGAUAGGACCUUGGGAGUUUUCCUUUUGAAAAUGAUGAAGGAUGUCGAGCUUGAGGAGGCUCAGAUCCUGAUUUUUUGGUCAGAGAAGAAGAAAUGUAACAACCAAUCAAACAAGAGGGACAAUCAGAAGUCAUUCCAAUCAGCUGUGAAACCCUCCAAGAAAGUCAGGCCUGUUAGCAGGAGUCCAGCUCUGUGCAGUUCUGUGUUCUUUAAGCAUAUCUUCAGUAGUUUAGGUAUGAAGAUGCCCUCCAAAAUGAACUACUCUCCUCUCCUGCAUGUACACUCACCGCCACCUCAGCCAUGUCAUAAAGUGUGUGACGUAGAAUACAGCUCCAGUAUGAAAGGGCAGACUGUGCUCAGCCAGGCAGAAAGAGCAGUGCUGUGUGGGGCCCCUCCACCUGCAGCCAGCGGCCCCGCUCUGAAAGAUCAGCUGUGGCCCGAGGAAAGCUCCGGGAUGGAGAGGCUGCUGAGGAAAUGUCACAUCAGAAACCAGCUGGUCAGGGAGUGCAUGGCCGAAUGCCUCGGGGUCUACGUCCUCAUUCUAUUUGGAUGUGGCUCCGUUGCCCAGGUGACCACAACUGAAGAUAAGAAGGGGCAGUACCUGUCAAUCAAUCUGGGUUUUGCUCUGGGAGUAACAUUUGGGGUCUUUGUGUCUCGUGGAGUCUCAGGCGCCCACCUGAACCCUGCUGUCUCUCUGAGCCUGUGUGUUCUGGGCAGACAUCCCUGGCUGAAGCUGCCCUUCUACGUCUUCUUCCAGGUGCUCGGAGCCUUUCUGGCUGCUGCCACCGUCGGCCUGCAGUACUACGAUGCCAUCCAGACAUACAGCGGAGGAGUGCUGACAGUGACAGGUCCCACUGCCACUGCAGGGAUAUUCUCCACCUACCCAGCUGACUACCUCAGUGUGUGGGGGGGAGUGGUGGACCAGGUGAUCGGCACGGCUGCUCUGCUGCUGUGUGUCCUGGCUCUGGGCGACCGGAGGAACAGCCCCCUCCCUGACGGGGCUCAGCCUGUGCUGGUGGGGGCAGCCGUGUUAGUGAUUGGCAUCGCCAUGGGCUCCAACAGCGGCUACGCCCUCAACCCGGCCAGGGAUUUCGGGCCUCGACUUUUCACAUACAUCGCCGGUUGGGGGGUGGAUGUUUUUAAGGCCGGAAGCGGGUGGUGGUGGGUGCCCAUAGUGGCUCCCUGUGUCGGGGCGCUGCUGGGAACACUGAUCUACGAGCUGAUGAUUGAAGUCCACCACCCCCCCACUGCGGCUGAGCUCCAGACCUCGUGUCUGGAGGUCACUGAGGGCAAGAUGGGGCUGGAGUUCGGGGGGCCGGAGUGUGUAAAGCCUGCUUAGCCAUGAUAAAGAGGAGAACAACUGUCAUGUGUGCAGUAAAUGCUAUUUAUAUUGUGCUUACUAAUGAAGCUGUCUUUGUAAAUGUCUGACUGUUUAUUUGAAUAUCUAUUCUGGUGCAGCAGAUCAAUGAAAACAGUCCCAUUUGUAAACAGAAAGAAGCUGUAAACACUGUGUG